AGUCGCUCGCGCCACGAGAGUUACAGUAUGGCCGAGCAAGCGGUGACAGGAGCGAACAGCGGGGUUCUCCAGAGAAUGAUGUCUGUUGUUGGUGCCCACAGUCUGGUCAGCAGCGUGUGGGGCUACGUGGACACCACAAUAAAGUGGUGCUGGAUCCCCAGCUGGCUGCCGUCAUGGUGUCCCACCUCUCAGAUCCAGCUGCAGACUGCAGAGGACAUGAUGCUGCGAUGUGUAGAAAGCCCUUUCUCCAAACAGCACGUCCCCGUCUCCAAUGGCAGCCUGCUGUGGACCCUGACCAUCAGCGACGAACGCGUCAAAGACAAAACCCCCAUGGUACUGCUCCAUGGGUUCGGAGGUGGCGUGGGCCUUUGGGCUCAGAACCUGGACGCGCUCUCCCAGCGUCGGCCCGUCUUCGCCGUGGACCUGCUGGGCUUCGGACAGAGCAGCAGGCCCCUGUUCUCUGUGGACGCCCACGAGGCAGAGGACCAGUUUGUGGAGUCUAUAGAGCAAUGGAGGGCCAAAGUGGGUCUUGAGUCCAUGAUACUGCUGGGACACAACCUGGGAGGAUUCCUGGCUGUGUCGUACUCUAUCAAAUACCCUGGCAGAGUAAAGCACAUCGUGCUGGUGGAGCCCUGGGGUUUCCCUGAGACCCCGGACACAGUGGAGGCAGACCGUCCCAUCCCGGUGUGGAUCAAAGCCCUCGGAGCCAUGUUCAGUCCCUUCAACCCACUGGCUGGCCUGAGACUGGUUGGACCACUCGGGCCCUCUCUGGUCCAGACUCUGAGGCCCGACUUCAAGAGGAAGUUCUCCUCCAUGUUUGCUGACAACACGGUGGCAGAGUACAUCUACCACCUGAACGUGCAAACCCCCAGUGGGGAAACAGCCUUUAAGAAUAUGACCGUAAACUACGGCUGGGCUGUGAGGCCGAUGCUGCAACGGAUGGACCAGCUUCAGCCCAAGAUCCCCAUCACCAUCAUCUACGGAUCCCGAUCCAGCAUAGACAGCAACUCGGGAAGAACCAUCAAAGACAUGAGGCCACACUCUCGUGUGGAGAACACAACGAUCCGUGGAGCCGGACACUACGUGUACGCCGACCAGCCGGAGGACUUCAACCACAGAGUCUUGGAAGCGUGUGACGAAGUGGACUGAAGCGGAGACGAGCCUUGGACACUGAACUCUGGAGACCAAUAACAGACUUAACUUCAGCAGGAAGCAGGACACGCAGGAUUCCACUUCCUUAAAGCACGAAUAUUUUUACAUCAUGUGAAAACAAGUGUGAAUAGACACCGUUUGUUCUGCAUGUUUUUGUGAGAAAACACAAUGAGACUCAAUAUUUUAGGACAAGCCUUUCUAAUAUGAUAUAAUGAUAUUAUAUUUAGUCACAUCUUAAAUGAUAUCGAACUGAAACCGAAUCAAUGUCAUUCAAAAAAGCUCAGUUACAGUGUCGGGUGUUAGGUGUUUCCUGUAUAGAGCUCAACCUGCGGCUUGUGGUCUCUCCAUACGAGUCUGACGCAGACAGGAAGAGCCCCCUUCAGUACAUGACUGCAUCAGCACCAUGAAGCAGCUAUAGAUUUAUCUGCAGCAAACAAUAUUCUCUUUUAUAGCGGAUGUCCUCUGUGCUUGAUUUUUGGCUUUUUUUUAUUCCACUACAAAAUGUAAUUUUGAUUGCAUUAGUUAUGAAUGUGAACCUGGAUGGUUGUUUUUAAACCUACGAGACUGUUUUACACUCUACUGCUGUCUACAAAAAACAUUUUGAACACAUGAUCUUAAUAUGCGAUGUACAGAUUAAGCCUGGAAAUAAUCAUUUGAUGAAUUUUAGAGAAAUGCCAGUUAAAGUUGCUUCUUAAUGCUAAACUCAACUGGAGCCUUAUAUAUAUGAUGCCUCAAUGCCUAAUAUCUACCUACACUGCAGCCUUAAACUGCAUUUUCUCUACUGUCCAGCACGGGGCGACUCCUCUGGCAGUGUUAUCGUAUAGAAGUCUAUGAGAAAAUGACUCUACUUCUCUCUUGAUUUAUUA
Molecule: messenger RNA, 2018 nt
Organism: Anarrhichthys ocellatus (wolf-eel)
Lineage: Eukaryota; Metazoa; Chordata; Actinopteri; Perciformes; Anarhichadidae
Gene: abhd5a
Product: abhydrolase domain containing 5, lysophosphatidic acid acyltransferase a
Exons: 8
Coding region: 28-1149 (373 amino acids)
Biological process (GO): phosphatidic acid biosynthetic process; positive regulation of triglyceride catabolic process; negative regulation of triglyceride storage
Cellular component (GO): mitochondrion; lipid droplet
Molecular function (GO): lysophosphatidic acid acyltransferase activity; carboxylic ester hydrolase activity
Source: RefSeq, a predicted model, not a curated record